AUGGUUGGGAAAUCGGACCUGGAUGACUUGUCUUGGCGCUUUGUUGCGUUCUCGCCCCUGCUCAUCUAUUUUUUGUCCCUCUACUGCAUUUCUGUCCUUGAUGUAGGCGCUGGAGAGGUGGAUAGCAAGAUGGAGGGCAUUGAGACUGCAACAGGAGAUACAGCUCUCUCUGUCGCCACGCAAGGAGCUGCUGGAGGAGUUGGGCCAGAGGCGCCAAAACUCCAGAUUGACAAUCUGGAAAAAGUGCAGUACACUGCUGGCAAAUCUCUCAGUGGGUUCAAAGCUGGGGAUCUCGUUCGUUGCGAGAUUGAAGCGAAGCAUAUCACUCAGGACAACUUGGGUAUCAAGGAACGCAGAAUUUGGGGCAACGAGCCCUACACGGACGAUUCAGACCUUGUUGCCAUUGCUGUGCACUCAGGAAUAAUCACUCCUACUGCUGAACCACCGAAGUUUUCUGUUCUGGUCAUGAUCAUGCGAAUUUUGGAAGGGCAGUCGGUUUAUACGAGCAGUAUGAGGAAUAGUUUGAAGUCCAGAUCACUGACGGGCUAUGAGCAUAAAGGCCUUUCGAUGAGAUUGGAGGGGAGUGCAAUCUGCAAAACGACAGAGGAUGAAGCCAAAUUGACGCACGUGGUUCUUCGCCCUGUUCGAUUGGAAAGAUAUUCCAUCAAGAGUCACAACGCUUUUUCUGAAGCUCGUGUCAUUUUCAGCUUGAGCAAUGAACCUGCAUUCAAAUAUUCAUUGUCCGUGGUAGCAGACAGAUCGCCAGAUGCAAAGUAUUGGACAUCAGUUCGGUUGCAGACACAGUCAAUGUACGCUGAGACCAGGGAUCGCAAACGAUAUGAGCUUUCGCUUGAAAAUCAUGUUCAAGGACAACCUGCGACUUACCGCUUUGCCGAAUGUCUCAAACCAAGAACCACCAGUAAAGCUGUGAUCCAAGAGGCUGGGGUCCCACUGCCAGAGGCUGACUGUACCAUCGUGGAGAAGGGAUUGCUGUGGAACCAAAUAGAGUGGGGCGUGUCUUCUGUCCGCAUUCGAGGAAACGUCUACAAGCUUGCCUGCCUUUUCUUCCUCCCAAAUUCUUCCCCAGUUUCAACUGGCAAGGAGUGA
Molecule: messenger RNA, 1107 nt
Organism: Guillardia theta CCMP2712
Lineage: Eukaryota; Cryptophyceae; Pyrenomonadales; Geminigeraceae
Exons: 13
Coding region: 1-1107 (368 amino acids)
Source: RefSeq, a predicted model, not a curated record